Anarrhichthys ocellatus (wolf-eel) is the source of this 708-nucleotide messenger RNA. It is a transcript of the gene tmem238a, whose product is annotated as transmembrane protein 238a. The transcript is spliced from 3 exons. The record is from RefSeq and is a predicted model, not a curated record. Bases 102 to 416 code for a protein of 104 amino acids. Lineage: Eukaryota; Metazoa; Chordata; Actinopteri; Perciformes; Anarhichadidae.
AAAAGGUGAACAACGCGGAAGCAAAGAAAAGCUGCACGAGAGGAGCUUCGGGAGCGAUUGAGAUUGUAUGCAGCUGGACGGACAACAACAACACGUUCACGAUGGGCCUGUGUCACGGCCUCUCCCACUGUAAACUGGCUCUGGCCUUCGCUGUGUUGAUGGAUCUACUGGGAGGAGCCGCUCUGCUGGUGGGAGUCUUCGCCCCCCUGGAGAUCAAAGGGCGGGACUUUGGAGACUUGCUGGUCUAUACUGGAGCUCUGUUCGUGCUCAUGUCUCUGGCCGGGUGGGUGUUGUGGUACAGCGGAAACAUCGACGGUCUGACCUCCAAGAGGGAGCUCGGACACAUCAGCAGCGCCGUCGACCGGCUGGCUCGCAACAUCAGCCGCAAGAUCCGCACGUACAGGGGCCACCUGUGAGCCAACGGACAGGAAGUCUGACUACCUUUCAGUAUAAAAGUCUGCUGCCUCCUGUGUUCGUCAGUGUUAGUAUGAGAUACAGACACUGAAUCAAACUCCUAGUGUUACACCUCAGAAUCAUUUCACUCACCGCUCUGUUACAUGAUGUUGAUGUUUUAUUAUCAAUAGUAUUUUUUAGUGUUUAUAUCUGGUCUCUUGUUGGAUUUCAAUAAAUGCAUUUGCACUAUAAAUAUCUGUUUUUUAUUACAUUUUCAACCAUUUAAGAUGAAUUCUCUAUUUACAAACAAUAUAG